This is a messenger RNA of Fusarium coffeatum, 774 nucleotides long. RefSeq lists its product as uncharacterized. NCBI's taxonomy places the organism in Eukaryota, Fungi, Ascomycota, Sordariomycetes, Hypocreales, Nectriaceae. The transcript has 3 exons. The coding region runs from base 1 to 774 and encodes 257 amino acids. The record is from RefSeq and is a predicted model, not a curated record.
AUGAAAAGCAUCCUUUGGCUUAUUUUUUGGAACUUGGGACUUAUCGUCCUUUCAAUCUGUGUACUAGCAGGAUGUCGAAGCACGGCUGAGAAGAAUUAUGCUCUCGUCCAAUGGCCACGAUCAACCAUCGGUCUCAUCUGGGGUGAGGAGUGUGAGGAAGCCACGGCUGAUAUCAUACCCGACUGGUACAAGUUCGGUGCUUCAGGAGUCUGUAGGGUCACAGAUGGCGAGACAUCUUGCAAGCGCAAAUUCCCACCAACAUUCAACCUCGCCCAAGCCGUCAUCCAAGAUCUCGACGCCGCAGACUCCUCAUCAACACUCGAAAAGUGCAAAGAAGCAAUCGACAAGCCCAUAGAUCAUAAAACUCCCAAGACGCUUGGUGCAGUCCUGGUCGCCUUCCUCAUCACAUCAAUCUUCAUCAAUCUAUUCUCUGUGGCUAUAGCAGCGGCAGAAGGUCACGCCUGGGCACUAUGGACCAGUGGUAUACUGGCCGUAGAUAUGUUACUCAUAUUCGGAAGUCUGAUUUUAACCGUCGCUAUGAUGAAUUAUGAAGGUGGUGGGUAUCUUACUGGUGUGCACGCGUCGGAGUUUUCAGAUAGGGAGAUGAUGGGGAUUGCGCUUUGGAUGCUGCUUGCCAUGCUUAUUGGAAGGCUCUUUUCGAAUCCUUGGUUGAUUAUUCUUUUUGUCUUCAUUUUGGUUACCAUCAUCGUCGUUUCGCUGGUUCUCAUCCGAACGAGGGGGUUCUUUUAUGUCGUUCGGACGGUUGUGGUUUAG